Strongylus vulgaris is the source of this 459-nucleotide messenger RNA. Lineage: Eukaryota; Metazoa; Nematoda; Chromadorea; Rhabditida; Strongylidae. The record is from the annotation of a GenBank genome assembly.
AUGGCUCCCGCUCGUAAGGGGAAGGCUAAAGAAGAGCAGCCUGUGGUUACACUCGGACCACAGGCUAAGGAAGGAGAGCUAGUUUUUGGUGUCGCUCACAUUUAUGCUUCUUUUAAUGAUACUUUCGUCCACGUGACUGAUAUAUCCGGCCGCGAAACUAUUGUGCGUGUGACUGGUGGUAUGAAGGUGAAGGCUGAUCGUGAUGAGUCCUCUCCAUAUGCCGCUAUGCUUGCUGCCCAGGACGUUGCCGAAAGAUGCAAACAGCUUGGAAUCAAUGCUCUUCACAUCAAGCUUCGUGCUACCGGUGGAACUAAGACCAAGACUCCGGGACCUGGUGCUCAAGCUGCUCUCAGGGCACUUGCACGAAGUGGUAUGAAGAUUGGUCGUAUUGAGGACGUGACACCCAUCCCAUCUGAUUGUACCAGGAGAAAGGGAGGUCGCAGAGGACGUCGACUUUAA